Molecule: messenger RNA, 453 nt
Organism: Ipomoea nil (Japanese morning glory)
Lineage: Eukaryota; Viridiplantae; Streptophyta; Magnoliopsida; Solanales; Convolvulaceae
Exons: 3
Coding region: 1-453 (150 amino acids)
Source: RefSeq, a predicted model, not a curated record
AUGAAGAAGGAAGUUGCAGAAUUUGUUGGGAAGUGCCUCAAUGGCCAAAAGAUUAAAGCGGAGUGUUGGAAAGUCAAGGGGUUGGUACAACCAUUGGAAGUUCCACAAGGAAAGUGGGACUCUAUAUCUAUGGAUUUUGUGGGAGCCAACCGUUUGGCGUUGCCCAUGGAAUUGGAGAGAGUGCACAACGUGUUCCACGUAUCACAGCUCAAGAGAUAUGUUCACGACCCAGCUCAUGGUUUACCACCGGAAGUAAUACCGUUAGAUGAGGACUUGACUUAUGAGGAGAGGCCGCUGAGAAUUCUAGACUUCAAGACUCGGGACACACGUAGGAAGUCUGUGAAGAUGGUGAAAGUUUGGUGGACACAUCAUGGGGUUGAGGAAGCUACUUGUGAGCUGGAGUCAACCAUGCGGGAGCAGUAUCCAAAGUUGUUCUUAGCAGUGGUUAGCUAG